Messenger RNA from Mobula hypostoma (lesser devil ray), 6117 nucleotides. Its product is annotated as oocyte zinc finger protein XlCOF6-like. Lineage: Eukaryota; Metazoa; Chordata; Chondrichthyes; Myliobatiformes; Myliobatidae. The transcript has 4 exons. Gene Ontology annotation, molecular function: RNA polymerase II cis-regulatory region sequence-specific DNA binding; DNA-binding transcription factor activity, RNA polymerase II-specific. Gene Ontology annotation, biological process: regulation of DNA-templated transcription. The record is from RefSeq and is a predicted model, not a curated record. Bases 4211 to 6112 code for a protein of 633 amino acids.
CGCGGCACUUCCUGAUUCAGAACGCUGCCGAUCCCCUGCAGUACCGCGAUUGUCCACUACAGGCGCUGCAGACUCAGCGAAUGAGCAUUACGUUACUGCCUGUGAUUUCCAUACCAGGGUGGGAUCGGAAACACAUAAACUGGUCGGAAAUAAACACUUGGCCAUGGACUGCCCAAGCCCGGCUGCAAAAAGAGGAUGGUGGGCAUGGGGCUAGUAAUCACAGUGCGACAGAUACUACAGGGAACGCUGGAGAGCCGCUGUUGGCCUGUGCGCCACUAGGCGUGAUGGGCGAAGGAAGAAGCAGAACAGAAAUGAAGCCGGAGAGAAGAGCCUGGUUCAGUCUGAGGCAGGACUGAAAAGGGACAAGUUCUGAAAAGAGAGGCACAAGAGACUGCAGAUGCUGGAAUCUCGAGUCAGAAAUAUGAUGCUGGAGGAGCUGAGGGGGUCAGGCAGCAUCUGUGGAGAGGAAUGUGCAAUCGACUUUCCGGGUCGGGAUCCUUCAUCUGGACUGUCUCAACCCGAAAUGCCUGACCUGAUGAGUAAUUCCAGCAGCUCGUUUUUAUUUUUCUCCAGGUCUAAAGAGAGUAAGGCUUGGGUGCAAAACGGUGGCAAAUAUUGAAAGCAACUAUUAAAUGAGUUAAUGCCAUGAAGCUGGGGUUAUGGAGAGAAUAUUGUGCUUUGAGGAGACAGAUGAAGUGGUAAUGACCGACCUGUGACUACAGGGGGGAAAAAAAGCACAGGACCGGAUAUUCAACGUCACAGAGAGCAAAACAUUAUUUUUUUCGGUGACGUCCUGAUUUCAACAGCCCUUCGUGAGAGAAACUUCGUGACUUAACGCAUGUCCAUCCCGGCUCCAAUGGAAGGCCCGGUCUCCCUCACUCAGCCCAGAAGUUGAAUGUUAUUAUGGUGACUAAUGUCCAUAUAGAUAUUCACAGGGAUAAACCGUUCAGUGCCUUUACCCAGUCAUUUCACAUUCUUUGUCAGUGUGGUAUUUAGUGCUAGUUUACAUUCGAUAAAACCGAUAGGACUGUUGUCGCUCAUGUGGCCCCUGGGGUGGUUCACUACGACAAUAAUUGAGAAGCUUCCUCAGCUAACCCGGCCCCUCCCUGUCCAGGAUCAGGGGGACCCUGCAGUUUCAAUGCUGUCCCUGCAGCCUGGAAUGUGCCGGUCGGCAACAUUCCUGUACGACACAGGUUCCCAACCUUUUCCAUGCCAUGGAUCAAUGUCAUUAACCGUGGACCCCAGGGUGGGAACAUCAGCUCUACGGACAUCUCGAUGUGAUGACAGACCAACAGGCUUGGGGGGUCUUUCACCGAGUUGAUGAUCUUCCAGCAGCACUUAAUGUCCGUCUUUCUGUGCGUCCAGGGAACAGCCCGAAGAUCAGUGAGCCUUCUGUCACGCAGCUGCUGUGGCACAGGCCCUUGCAUCUUUCUCCACAUAUCUUCCCCAGCCCACAGUCCGCAAAGAGGUGAGUGACCGUCUCGUCUCCACUGCAGUAAUCUCGGGGCAGCGCGCUGUGGGAGUGAUCUCCGGGCAUACAGCAAGGAUCAGACUGGGAGGGCCCUCUCGCCGCCAGCCAGGUAAGGUCUUGGUGCCCGUUGGUGAGAUCUGGUAGUGAGGUAUUCUGCCAGAUGGUCUGGACUGUCUGCUCAGCGAACCACUCCAUUGUGUCCAUUCAGUCCUUCUCCUGCAGUAACUGCAGCACAUUCCGUGCUGACCACUGUCUGAUGUUCUUGUGGUCAAAGCUGCUGGUCUGAAAGAACUGUAUCCAACUUCAUUAUCACAAGGUUCACAUGGAGAAGCUUCCUGAUUGUGACAGACACAGUCUCACAGGGUAUUUACAGGGUAGGGGCAGGAAUGAUAUUUCUCCCCGGCUGGGGUGUGGAACCAGGGGUCACAGACUCAAAAUCCGAGGUCACCUCAGCAGGACUGAGAUGCGGAAACAUUUCCUCACACAGAGCGCGGUGAAUCUUUUGAAUUUUCUCUGCAAGGAUUCUAAAUUCAAACCACAAAUUUCGGGGCUCGGCGAUGUUCGGAACGUUGAAGGAAAGUGGCGUUGAGGUCAAAGAUCAACCAUGUUCUGAGUGAGGGGCAGAACAGCGCAAGGGGCCGAAUGGCAACGCCUGCUCUUGUUUCUUAUUUUCUAAAGCACGAGAUUACCUUUGCGCCUUGUUCUCCCUUGGCCUUCAGCCUGUCGGAUUGCAUAGGCGAGCGGUGAGAGCUCCAGAGAUCCACCAGCAGACGCUGAGGUUAUUUCAUGUUCUCGUUAUUUAUCGAUAUUUAUUUAUAUUUGCAUUUUCACAGUUUGUUACCUUCAGCACUCUGGUUGAUCUUUCACUGCCUGAUUUUGCUGUGGUUACUAUUCUAUACUUUUUUCUAAGUUUUUCUGCAGGAAAAUGAUUCUCGGGGUUGUACGUGGUGAUUUAUAUGUACUCGGAUAAUAAAAUUUACUUUUAAAUUUGAGUUUCGGGGAACUUCCUUUGAUUCUGAAAACAAACUGAGACUGACAUCUCCAGCUCCCAGUAGCAGCCCGUUCUCAGACACACUCACAGCCAAUCAGCGAUCACUUCUGGGAGAAGGAUGCUCUCAUUGGCUGAGGGGAGUCAGUGGGCGGGACGCUGAGCGCUGGAAGCGGGCCGGAGUCUGGAACCGGGACCGAGUGAGGCCGGAGACCGGGAGCUGCGCCGCGGGUUUCGGCUGCAACACCGGCCGGUCCUGAAUCCUUUCGAAGGCAGAGCUGAAGAGACUGGCGGAGAUUCUGUGAGAUGUUUCAGCUGCACGGAGGGUGCCCGGCGUUUCCCCGCUGAGGCCUGUUGUCUGGACUCGUUACCUGUUGCUGGGAGACGGGAGCUGCCCCGCAGCGGCUGCCGAUGGAUCUCCGGAGCUCUCACCGCUCCCCUGUGCAAUCCGAAUGGCUGAAAUCCAAGGGAGAACAAGGCACAAAGAGGAAACGGGAGCAGCCAGAGGAAACCCAGGUCCUCACGGGGAGAACAGCGGCAGGAAUUGAAACCCAGUCUUCCAAUUGCUGGGGCUGUGAAGAGUGAAGUUAACUGCUACAUUACCAUGUCCCCUGGAUUGCAUCCUUCUCUUUGCAAUAGUCUCCGACAAAACCAAGUUGGAGCUCAGGACCCUCCUCCUUCACCCUGCGAUCCCCUCGGACCACCUCGACCUGCCGCCUGGGACCAACAACGGUGGUCGACCAGACUCUCCACAGGAGUCCGUCUCCGUCUCCUCUCCUCGCCGAACACCACGGACCUCGGACUCCUGAUCGGGGUCCGACCCCGUUAGCCGACUCACAGCACCUUGUCCAUCCUCACUCUCUCUCUCACGCCUUCUGCCCCAAAACUUUGAUGUAUGUUGUCUGCAGAUUUCCUUCUGUUUGCUCACACGCGCAUGCGCAGAGGUAUGAGGUAAUCCCAAAUAUCGCGCAUGCGCUCAGUAGACGAGAGGCUCACAAAGACCGGCCGCAGGUUUGAAAUGGCAGAACACUUGUGUAUGGGAAUCUCAAACACAACAACACAUCAGUUUUUCUGUCUGGAUAUUUAAGGAGCGACCAAAUUUAUUCUUUGCAACACCAGCACAUCUGGUGUUGAUUCUUGGACGUGAAGAAGUAUCUCAUCCCAUCUGGUGAUGUAUUCUGUCUCUGAGAUGAAGUUUUCUGUUUUUACUCUGUGUAAUUCACUGGAACCGGGAGCUGAGAACACACCAGCAUUUGUUCACUGGAGAUCAGUUCUUCAACUGCAUCAAUCGUACAAGGCAUUCAAACAUCUGACUUUCUGAAUUGCCAGAGAAUUGUUCGCAGUGAGAUAUCAUUCUCCUUCUCUCAGUGUGGGAAGAGAUUCACUCACAGGCUACCCGCAGACACGCCAGUGAGUUCACAGUGGGGAAAGGCCAUUCACCCGCUCUGUGUGAGGGAGGGCAACCACUCAGUCAUCCAGUCUGAAGACACAUCAGCAAGUUCACACCAUAGUGAGAUGCUCCACCUGUUCUGCAAGCGGGAAGCCAUUCUGUUAUUGAUGCUAAAGGUAUAUCAGAAAAUACACCAGUGAGAGGGCAUUGACCUGCUCGGACGGUGGGAAGGCACUCAAUCACGCCACAGUGACACCAGUGAGUUCACACCGGGGAGAAGCCAUUCACCUGCUCUGAAUGUGGGAAAGGAUUCACUAAAUCAUCUCAACUGAAUGAACACGAGCGAGUUCACACUGAAAAGAUGCCGUUCACCUGCUCAGACUGUGGGAAGGGAUUCACUCAAUCGUCAACACUACAUAGACACCAGCGAGUUCACACUGGGGAGAGGCCAUUCACCUGCUCAGACUGUGGGAAAGGAUUCAUUCAGUCAAACGACCUGCUACAACAUCAGUUAGUUCACACUGGGAAGAGACCAUUCACCUGCUCAGACUGUGGGAAGGGAUUCAAUCAGCGUUCUCAACUCCAGACACACCAGCGACUUCACACUGGGGAGAGACCAUUCAUCUGCUCAGACUGUGGGAAGGGAUUCAUUCGCUUUUCCGCACUACAGAGUCAUCGGCGGGUUCACACUAAGGAGAGGCUAUUCACCUGCUCAGACUGUGGGAAGGGAUUCACUCACUCGUCCAAUCGACAGAGACACCAGCGAGUUCACACUGGGGAAAAGCCGUUCACUUGCUCUGAAUGUGGGAAGGGAUUUGCUCGGUCAUCUGAACUGAAGGUACAUCAGCGAGUUCACACCGGGGAGAAGCCAUUCAGCUGCUCUGAAUGUGGGAAAGGAUUCAUUCAUUCAUCUCAGCUCUUGAAACACCAGCAAAUUCACACUGGGGUGAAACCAUUCAUCUGCUCUGAAUGUGGGAAGGGAUUCACUGAUUCAGCUCAUCUGAAAGAACAUCAGUUUGUUCACACUGCAGAGAGACCGUUCACCUGCUCAGACUGUGGGAAAGGAUUCAUUUGGCAUUCUCAUCUGCUGACACACCAGUUAGAUCACACUGGGGAGAAACCAUUCACAUGCUCCGAAUGUGGGAAGGGAUUCACUUGGCAAUCUCAACUGAAGGAACAUCAGCAAGUCCACACUGGGGAGAAGCCGUUCACUUGCUCUGAAUGUGGAAAGGUAUUUUCUCGGUCAUCUCAACUGAAGAUACAUCAGCGAGUUCACACUGGGGAGAGGCCGUUCAGCUGCUCUGAAUGUGGGAAAGGAUUCAUUUGUUCAUCUCAGCUCUUGAAACACCAGCGAAUUCACACUGGGGAGAAACCGUUCAUCUGCUCACAAUGUGGGAAGGGAUUCACCUAUUCAAGUCAGCUGAAAGAACAUCAGUUUGUUCACACUGCAGAGAGGCCGUUCACCUGCUCAGACUGUGGGAAAGGAUUCAUUCGGCAUUCUCAACUACUGACACACCAGUUAGAUCACACUGGGGAGAAACCAUUCAUCUGCUCUGAAUGUGGGAAGGGAUUCACCCAUUCAGCUCAACUGAAGGAACAUCAGCGACUUCACACUGGGGAAUGGCCAUUCACUUGCUCAGUUUGUGGGAAGGGAUUCACUCGGUCAUCUCAACUGAAGGUGCAUCAGCGAUUCCACACUGGGGAGAAACCUUUCAGCUGCUCUGAAUGUGGUAAAGGAUUCACUCGGUCAUGUCAACUGAAGCUACAUCAGCGAGUUCACACUGGGGAGAAACCGUUCAGCUGCUCUGAAUGUGGGAAAAGAUUCACUGGGUCAUCUCGACUGAAGGUACAUCAGCGAGUUCACACUGGGGAGAGGCCAUUCACGUGUUCUGAAUGUGGGAAGGGAUUCUUUGAGUCAUCUCAACUCAAGAAACAUCAGUUUGUUCACACUCGGGAGAGGCCAUUCAGAUGCUUUGAAUGUGGGAAGGGUUUUGCUCGGUCAUUUCAACUGAAGGUACAUCAGCGAGAUCACGCUGGGGAGAGACCAUUCAGCUGCUCUGAAUGUGGGAAGGGAUUCACUUUGUCAUCCAAACUUGUGUGGCACUACCGAAUUCACACUAGGGAGAAACUCCUCACCUGCUCAGAUCGUGGGAAGGAAUUCACUCGGUCGUCUGAGUUUAAAAUACAUCAGCAAAUUCACACUGGGGGAUGCCACUCUCCUGUUCUGAAUGUGGGAAAGGAUUCACUCAGACAUCCCAAUUAAGACUA